Scatophagus argus is the source of this 1943-nucleotide messenger RNA. RefSeq names its product coiled-coil-helix-coiled-coil-helix domain containing 4b (gene chchd4b). The record is from RefSeq and is a predicted model, not a curated record. The transcript has 3 exons. Gene Ontology annotation, cellular component: mitochondrial intermembrane space. The coding region runs from base 204 to 680 and encodes 158 amino acids. Gene Ontology annotation, molecular function: protein-disulfide reductase activity. Gene Ontology annotation, biological process: protein import into mitochondrial intermembrane space. Lineage: Eukaryota; Metazoa; Chordata; Actinopteri; Scatophagidae.
CAUGCACUACCGGAAACAGAAAAGGAGGUGAAGAAGAAGACUUAACGCUCCAGAAAGGAUACUUGCGAAACAAGCUAGCUGAUGCUGGACACAAAACUUUGGACAUUUUCAUGUUCUGUGUUGUGUGUCAGUAAUAGUGGUAAUCAUUUUGGCUGUGUGUAGUAAAUCAAGAAGAGGAAAUUUAUCUCCUCUAUCGUGAAGAAAUGAGUUCGGUCAGACAGGAAGGUAAAGACCAAAUCAUCUUUGUCACCAAAGAGGAUCAUGAAACACCCAGCAGUGCUGAGCUCAUAGAGGAAGAUCCUAAUGACCCGUAUGAGGAGCGAGGUCUGAUUCUGCCCAGUGGGGAGAUCAACUGGAGCUGUCCCUGCCUGGGUGGGAUGGCCAGUGGUCCCUGUGGGACUGAAUUUAAGGAUGCCUUCUCCUGUUUCCACUAUAGUAAGGAGGAGGUGAAGGGCUCUGAGUGCCUGGAGCAGUUCAGGGCCAUGCAGGAGUGUAUGCAGCGUUACCCGGAGCUUUAUCCUCAAGAAGAUGAGAAGACACCGCAAGAACAAUCAUCAGAAACAGACCAGACCUCACAAGACUCUGCAUUUGCAGAAGCUUCAGGUGCAAACUCAGCAUCUGCCACUGAGCAAGACACUAAUAGCACACAACCCAACACAAAGAGCUCAGAGGAAAGCUAGUGAUGAACCUUAGUAGCAACAUAAGCCAACAGACAUUUAAGUCCGAUGAAGUCGUAUUUUAUCAUUGUUUAUUGCAGCCACAAAUUACAUCAGCAUGUUUUUAAAAUCAGUAAGUUUUAUAUAUUAUUUUAAAAAAGGAAGAAAAAGUUUUUUUUGCAGAGAUAUCAGAAAGUGAUCACAAAGUAAACUUGUGCCGUAACUUACAGGUCAUUCCCAUAUAAUAUGUUGGACACAGUGGUAUUGAAGUAAAGACCACACCAGCAUCUGAACUGACUUAAGUCAUAUUUGCAGGUACUGUACAUGCUGUUAAAUGUGCUGAAGCCUACCAGCUAAUUAGCUAUCCAGUCUGCAAAAUUGAUAUUAGCACACACUCUUUCUCUGGGAAUGUUGUUUGGUCGCUCGUUCAGUAAGCUAAGGUGCAGUACAUGAUGCGUGUUCCUAUUGUAACUUAGAUCCGAAGAGAACUUCAGCAGGAAAGCUAAUGGGGUUUGUUAAAAAUCUGUGUGUGCUGCUUUAUGCAAAUAUGGUCCAAAACAGUGCAAUUUUGUUUGGCUCUGUGGAAACAAGUUCUUUAUCAACAUUUCAGUUUCAGAUGUGUCCUCAUGUGGUUUACAAAAAAAGAUGACUUUUAAUUUCACUUCGACUUUAAACAUUCGAUUAUGAAUAAGAUGGACUUGUACAUAAAAAAAAGGUAAUUUAAUAUGAUCAAUGGAAAGGUCUAUAUACUGCAUUCAGAGUUAUUCACACGUGGCUUUGGGUUCUUGCAAAAUAAAAUUAAAGAAUCUUCCUUAGAGGACCAAGCUUAUUAUACACUCAGAGGUGUAUAAUGCACAUUUCAUUAUUUCCUUUAUCAUAAGAUAUAAAGUUCAACCUGCUGUAGCAUAUGCUCUGGAACUGUAAAAUUACAGUAAAAACAUGUUUUGCGCUCAUACAUUUUUCAUUUCUUUCAUAUCUAUGCAAUUUCCUUAUAAUGUGCAGAAUAUUUCAUUUCACACAUUAUGCAAACUUUAUAUUUAUAAUAAACUCAAAAGUUUAUAUCAGUAAUGCUACUGAUGAAGUUGCUAAAUUCACAGAGGUGUGAAGAACGUAAUGAAGAACAACUUUCUACUGUGGGACUGCAUUUCUUUUGCUAAUUUAUAACUAGACGUAAACCUUUUACCUCAGUUGAAAUUAAUGCAACCGUUUGUGUGCAACACAGGACUGACUGGAGUGACUUGAAGUGAAAAUUGUUGAAGGUUUUAUAAUAAAAUGUAACAUACCUCU